Arachis stenosperma is the source of this 1396-nucleotide messenger RNA. RefSeq lists its product as uncharacterized. The record is from RefSeq and is a predicted model, not a curated record. NCBI's taxonomy places the organism in Eukaryota, Viridiplantae, Streptophyta, Magnoliopsida, Fabales, Fabaceae. The transcript has 4 exons. The coding region runs from base 84 to 1370 and encodes 428 amino acids.
CUAGAAGUGUUGCUUGAGUGAUAAGUCCAAACUAACAAUAAUAAAAAAUAAAAAUAACCUUUACAGGAUUAGGGUUUUACUUCAUGUGGCGCAGUGCUGGUUCCAACUGGUUCCGCCGGUUAUCGGCGGCGGCGCGGCGCUACGCUGAUGACGAAGGCGAUUGGCUCUACUCCUCGGAAUGGUGGGGCACGGACUAUGACUGCAGCCACUCCGUUCUCCAAUCAAAUUCCGGCAAGGGAAACGGCGUCGUAUCUGUCGUCGCACAUCCUUCCUCCAAACCCAGUAGAAUGCAUUGGCCUAGUGUAGAGCGAUGGCUGCAGCAGAGGUGGGAGCAGGUACAUGUGGGAUACGGGGAUGGAGGGAAUCUGAGGGUGCUUGGAUAUGAGUGGCGCGUGCUCCGGUUCAACCAUGUUACUCGCCAGAGCACUGCAAAAGUCAUGGCUGUUUACCAUGAGGAUAAGCCAGAAUCUGUCUAUCUAAUACAGCAACCUCAUUGCUUGGCCGUUCCAUAUUUGAAGAGUAUGGUAUCUAGUGGGUUGACUACUUUAGCAUCAUGUAAUUAUGAGAUUAACAGUGCACUGCAAGGAAAGAAAAAUAUGCACAUUUUAUGCAUCGGACAUGGUGGGGGGAGUUUACCUCUGUUUUUGGCUAGUAAAAUCCAAGGUGCCAUUGUCCACAUAGUUGAAAUUGAUCCCCUUGUUAUCUCAGCAUCAAUUCAAGCCAUGGGGUUCCCAGCUUUCUCACUUAUGACACAGUCAGGCUACCGAGCUUUCACAAAACCUGAUGUCAUUAAUGAAGUUAUGUGGAAAGGAACUCAUGAAAGGCUUUACCUCUACGAAGCAGAUGCAGAGGAAUUUAUUACUAAAAGCAACAACCUAUAUGAUAUGAUCUUUAUUGAUGCUUAUGAUGGUGAUGAUAUAUUUCCCCACAAGUUCUGGAACCCAGAUUUACCAUUUCUAAAAGCCCUUAGUAGUAGGCUCCAUCCAAAGCACGGCACUGUCGUGGUGAACCUGCAUUCGGACUCUGAUGUCUUGAACAAUGUUGGAUCUUUCCCAUCUGAAUUGGAGCUAGUCUUGCCUAUGGGAAAGUAUGUAUAUCAAGUUUGCCGUGCAUACAAGGAUGUGGUUUUAGGUACGGGAAACUCAUGCAAAGAAAAAGGGGGCCAUGGCCUUGCUUUCACUGUUGCAGUACCUUGGGUCUGUAAUACGUCCCUGGUUGUGUGUAGAGGUUUCUCUCUAGAUAGUGAGUAUAUCAACAGGAAUUUGAUUGUGAAUGCACUCAUAUCUAAAUCCCUUGAACUGGAACAUGUUUUGGACUUGCCAUUUCCAUGUUUGGAAUACUUAAAAAAAGGUUUUGUUCUGGUUGAGUAAUUUGUUUUCCAAAAUAUAGGUGGUCA